CGCUUGGUGUGAGGAGGCAGGAUGUGCAUCCGGGUCGUGGCUUUGCCUAUUGUCUGGGUUACAGGACUCGCCUGGGGACGCUGAAGGCGCUCUUUUUAUCCUUCACUGAGGUUGUUGACUGGAAGGGGAGCGAAGCGCCCUGCCGGGCUUAGGCUACCAUCCAUGUGCUCGGGAGAGGCCGCUCGGCCCCAGCGAUGGAUCGAAGCUCGAAGAGGAGGCAGGUGAAACCUCUUGCAGCUUCCCUGCUAGAAGCUUUAGAUUAUGACAGUUCAGAUGACAGUGACUUUAAGGUUGGAGAUGCCUCAGAUUCUGAAGGCAGUGGACAUGGCAGUGAAGAUGGAUCAAAGGAUAGCGGAGAAGGAUCCUGUAGUGAAUCAGAGGAAAAUGUCUUGGAGGAAGACCUGGCAGAAGGAGCAAAACUAGAAGAAGAACAACCUAAAAGCUCAGGUGGAGAAGAGCUGCCAAUAACAGAGAAGGAGGUGAUUAAAACUGAAAAAGACGAGGAUGAUGAGUGCGGAGAAGAAGAAGACAAACCGAGAAAGAAAAAAGAGAAAGAGAGGGAAAGACCUGCUGAAUCAGAUGCCGGCCUUGACGAGCAGACAAAUGAACCCAAAAAGUGGAACUUGCGAAGAAACCGCCCUCUUUUAGAUUUUGUAUCCAUGGAAGAGCUAAAUGACAUAGACGAUUAUGACAGUGAGGACGACAAUGACUGGCGGCCGACUGCUGGAAAGAAGAAAGGGAAAAACACGCUGCGGAAAGAGGGAAGUGAUGGUGAUAAUGAGGAUGAUGAAGAUGAUGGGAGUGGAAGCGACGAGGAUGACAAUGAAGAGGAAGGCAAUGAGGAGGAGGAGGAAGAAGAGGAGAACAGCAGUGCCUCUAGUGAUGGUGGAUCCAAGAAGAAAAAAGCGAAAGCUCUUAGCAGGAAUAGUGCUGAUGAUGAGGAGCUGACAAAUGAUAGCCUGGCCCUUUCACAAAGCAAGAGCAAUGAGGACUCGCUGAUUCUUGAGAAGUCUCAAAACUGGACCUCCCAGAAAAUGGACCAUAUUAUGAUUUGCUGUGUUUGUCUUGGGGACAAUAGUGAAGAUGCUGAUGAAAUAAUCCAGUGUGACAAUUGUGGGAUAACAGUGCAUGAAGGUUGUUACGGUGUUGAUGGUGAAAGUGAUUCAAUUAUGAGUUCUGCUUCAGAAAACUCUACUGAACCAUGGUUCUGUGAUGCUUGUAAAUGUGGCGUAUCUCCAAGCUGUGAACUCUGUCCCAACCAAGAUGGAAUCUUCAAGGAGACAGAUGCUGGCAGGUGGGUCCACAUAGUUUGUGCCCUCUAUGUUCCAGGAGUAGCAUUUGGAGAUAUUGACAAGCUGAGACCUGUAACACUUACAGAAAUGAACUAUUCCAAAUAUGGAGCAAAGGAAUGCAGUUUCUGUGAAGAUCCUCGUUUUGCCAGGACUGGUGUUUGCAUUAGUUGUGAUGCUGGGAUGUGCAGAGCUUAUUUCCAUGUGACUUGCGCUCAGAGAGAAGGCUUGUUGUCUGAAGCAGCUGCAGAGGAGGAUAUUGCCGAUCCUUUUUUCGCUUAUUGUAAGCAACAUGCAGACCGAAUGGACAGGAAGUGGAAGCGCAAGAACUACUUGGCUUUACAAUCAUAUUGCAAAAUGUCUUUGCAAGAGAGAGAAAAACAGCUUUCUCCAGAAGCUCAGGCCCGAAUUAAUGCCAGACUACAACAAUAUCGUGCCAAGGCGGAAUUAGCGCGUACCACAAGACCUCAGGCAUGGGUUCCAAGGGAGAAACUGCCGCGGCCACUCACCAGUAGUGCUUCAGCAAUUCGUAAACUGAUGCGAAAGGCUGAAUUAAUGGGAAUCAGUACAGAUAUUUUUCCAGUGGAUACCUCAGAUACCAGUUCCAGCGUGGAUGGAAGACGAAAACACAAACAGCCAGCUCUAACAGCUGAUUUUGUGAACUAUUACCUUGAGCGAAACAUGCGUAUGAUCCAGAUCCAAGAGAACAUGGCAGAACAAAAGAAGAUUAAGGAUAAGCUAGAGAAUGAGCAAGAAAAACUUCAUGUGGAAUACAACAAGCUGUGUGAAUCCUUAGAAGAACUUCAGAAUAUGAAUGCAAAACUACGGAACGAAGGACAAGGAAUGUGGGCUGUGCUCGGUAGAAUUAUUGGGCAGAAACUGAAUAUCCCAUCAAUUCUGCGGGCACCUAAAGAGAGAAAGCCAAGUAAAAAAGAAGGUGGAACCCAGAAGACUACAACCCUUCCAGCAGUCCUUUAUAGUUGCGGAAUUUGCAAGAAGAACCAUGAUCAACAUCUCCUUUUGCUGUGUGAUACUUGUAAACUACAUUAUCAUCUUGGAUGUCUGGAUCCACCACUUUCAAGGAUGCCAAGGAAGACCAAAAACAGUUACUGGCAGUGUUCAGAGUGUGACCAAGCAGGUAGCAGUGACAUGGAAACAGACAUUGCCAUGGAAACUUUGCCAGAUGGUACUAAGCGAUCAAGGAGACAGAUCAAGGAGCCGGUGAAAUUUGUUCCACAGGAUGUACCGCCAGAACCAAAGAAGAUUCCUGUCAGAAACACGAGAACUAGAGGACGAAAACGAAGCUUCUUUCCAGAUGACGAAAAGACAGAGGAACACAUUCCUAGAGAAAGAAGACAAAGGCAGUCUAUAGUACAAAAGAAACCAAAAUCUGAGGAUUUAAGAACUGAAUGUGCUACAUGCAAGGGGACUGGAGACAAUGAAAAUCUAGUCAGGUGUGACGAGUGCAGGCUCUGCUAUCAUUUUGGCUGUUUGGACCCUCCCUUGAAAAAGUCGCCCAAACAAACUGGCUAUGGAUGGAUUUGUCAAGAGUGCGAUUCUACAUCCUCUAAAGGAGAAGUGGAUGGAAUGAAAAACAAGUAUCAGGAUUCCGAACCGCCAAAUGAGGUGGUCUCAGAGGCCCCACCUAAUGUUGUACCCUCUACCUCAAGAAGUAGUUCUGAACAUCUGGUAUCGGUGGCACAGAAACAUCCAGAAGAGGAGGAUGAAAACGAAGUGGCUGCACAAAAUUCAUCUCCUUAACCAAACAUGGAACAGAGAAAUGUGAAAAACUAGAAAUUACCAUUCUUUCAAAUAUAUUUUCAAGUAGUAUUACAGUGAUUAAUGAGUCUUAUUGUAAAAAUAAAAAACAUGGUCAAUAAAAAUUGGAAAUCAAAAUGUAAGUUGCUUUGGGAAAUUGUUUAAUUGGGUCUCAGUGACAUUUGUGAUUAUAUGAAAACAUACACUUUCAGCACUCAAGAGGCAAACGAUUUCGUGUAUGAAAGCUUUCAGAUUAUGGGCAGAAGGGAUAUUCUGUCCUCAUUUCUGCUAGUUUUUGCUAUACAAAGUUGUUGAAUUUCUUAAUUGUAUAAUUUUAAUGUGAUAUCCUGAAAGGCCAAACAGAAAUUGUCCCAUCUUCUGUAGUGUUGAUAUAUGGUUGGUGAUUGGCUUUUAUGCUUUUGAGUUUGAUUCAGUAUAUACACAAGGAUUAUAGGUCCAAUUACAAUGCUGUAAUACCUUUUAAUUGGGAGAGCUAGAUCCAACUCCAGUAGUACCUUAGAGAUCAAUAAGAUUUUUGGGGUAUAAGCUUUGAUUCUCAAAAGCUUAUACCCCCAAAAAACUUGAUGUGCUCUAAGGUGCUACUGAGCUCAAAUCUAAUUAUUCUGCUACAGACCAACAUGGCUAUUAUUUGAAACUAUUUAUUGGGACCAGCCAAAAUAUCAAAUGGCAGUGAGCAAGCUUUUGAAUUACACAGAACCCUUCAUCAGGCUGGUGAACCUAUGGCACUCCAGAUAUUCAUGGACUACAAUUCCCAUCAGCCCCUGCCAGCAUGGCCAAACAAACGAAAAAUGGGAGAGGUUUAGCCAGUUUAGCCAAAUUUUAGCCUUUCAUUGAUAGGACACAGUUUAGCUUUUCAUUGAUAGAACUCACAAUAAUGGGUUUGAAUUACGGACAGAAAGGUUCUGACUAAAUAUUAGGAAAAGCAUUUUACAGUAUUGGGCGACAGUGGAAUCAGCUACUUAGGGAGGUGGUGCGCUCCCCCUCUCUGGCAAUCUUUAAGCAGUGGCUGGACAGACACUUGUCUGGAAUGCUUUAGAGCAUUGAGCAGGGAUUGGAUUAGAUGGCCUGUGAGCCCCUUCUAUAAUCUUGAGUCCUGUUUGGCACUAAGCAAUAUCCAAUUCAAUUAAGUCUGCAACACAUCCUGCGUUCCAUGUUAAGACCUACUAACUGCAGAUCUGGAGGCUUCAUCAUACCUUUUUUAAAAACUAAAACCCUUCCCAGUGUACAGUCCUGGAGAAUUCUAAAGCUUGCUAUUUUGUGACAUCUAAAGUGCAAUUAUGGGGAGGGGAGUAGAAGCCAGGGACAGCACAGCUUAGGACACCGGUGCAGUGUCUCCUAACAGGUCUUGCUUCACCACAGCCAGAAAGAUGACAGUGAUACUCUUUGUGGAAUUUUGCCCUUUUCAAAUCCUCCCCUUAUAUUUGACCCAGAAUGUAUUUGUCCUCUUAUUUUGCAAAUGUCUCAUUUGAUCUACUACUUAUCGAAGGGAUGCCCAUAUUCAAAUGUAAAAUUAAUAUGGAUUGUCCACACAGCAAGCUGUAGUACUCUUAACACAAACAGAACUCUUUCAUCUGUGUAGAAGAAUCAGUCAUGAUGAGAGCCUUUGUCUUUUUUCAUUGAAUCCUGGGAUGAGCCAUUGGGUGCCAGAUAAGUGAAGCCACAGAACUUCUAGAGCAAUUGUCAUCAGUUGUCUAGGCUUUGAAGAAUCAGUUUUAGAUGAUUGGGAAGAAAUGGAUGACUCCCUUCAAAUAGCAACAAUGUGGAUUUACCUGUUCCUUUGUGGAAUGGUUUUACAGAUGCAUGGUACACUAAUCUUUGUUUUGAAUGUUUAUUCAGCUUCAAAUCUAAUUUGCCUUUCCACUUUGAAAUAAACAUGGCCUGUUGCUCAGAGUCUGAA
Molecule: messenger RNA, 4965 nt
Organism: Sphaerodactylus townsendi
Lineage: Eukaryota; Metazoa; Chordata; Lepidosauria; Squamata; Sphaerodactylidae
Gene: PHF14
Product: PHD finger protein 14
Exons: 20
Coding region: 195-3050 (951 amino acids)
Biological process (GO): regulation of transcription by RNA polymerase II
Source: RefSeq, a predicted model, not a curated record